Photinus pyralis (common eastern firefly) is the source of this 761-nucleotide messenger RNA. RefSeq names its product Golgi-associated plant pathogenesis-related protein 1-like. Gene Ontology annotation, cellular component: extracellular region. Lineage: Eukaryota; Metazoa; Arthropoda; Insecta; Coleoptera; Lampyridae. The transcript has 3 exons. The record is from RefSeq and is a predicted model, not a curated record. The coding region runs from base 75 to 608 and encodes 177 amino acids.
GUGCAGGUACUUGUUGAUAAACUGAGCCAAAUAUAUAAAAGGACACAAGCUGGUAUUAAGCUGAAAUCGCUAACAUGCUCAUUCAGGUUUCAAUUUUCGUGUUGUGCUCGGUAGCUGUGCUUGAGGGGGUGGUUUCGGCAGAACUCGACCCAAGGGCGGCGGAUUUAACUGCCUUCAGAAAACAAUCUUUGGACCGUCAUAACCACUACCGAAAACUCCAUGGUUGUCCACCCUUGGUACUAAAUGACACGCUUUCGGCUUACGCGCAGGAAUGGGCCCAAGAAAUAUCGCUGAUGCCGAAGCCCAAACAUCGUCCGGCCCCCAAGUACGGAGAAAACUUGAGCUACGCGUCGUCGUCCAAGGCGGGCUACGCCGAAAACGGGGAGAAAUCCGUUGACCGUUGGUACAAGGAGAUAAGCAAGUACACGUUCGGCGAAGAGCCGACCAAGUCCGGAACCGGACAUUUCACGCAGGUCAUUUGGAAAAGUUCGAAGCAGCUCGGCGUCGGUACGGUGGCAAAGGAUGGAAAAGUAUGGGUCGUUGCCAAUUACGAUCCUCGAGGAAAUUUCAAGGGAAAGUAUCGGGAAAAUGUUCCACCACUCUUGUAGGGAGUCACCGAUGAUUAUGUUUCUAAGUGGGGUUGGUUUAUAAUAAUCACAACCUUGUAAAUGUGUAUUUACACAACAUUCAAUCUUUAUCUUUGUUCUUUAUCUUCAAAUUAUAGAUAUAUAGGAGAAAUAAGUGUUUUUCUUUGUAUAAAC